Messenger RNA from Hermetia illucens (black soldier fly), 1270 nucleotides. Its product is annotated as peritrophin-48-like. Gene Ontology annotation, molecular function: chitin binding. The record is from RefSeq and is a predicted model, not a curated record. NCBI's taxonomy places the organism in Eukaryota, Metazoa, Arthropoda, Insecta, Diptera, Stratiomyidae. Gene Ontology annotation, cellular component: extracellular region. Bases 123 to 1217 code for a protein of 364 amino acids. The transcript has 2 exons.
GGGAUUGAAGUAUAUAAGGCCAUCCAAAAUACUCAGGAUGGUAGUCAAGUGCCUCCGGGCUUAAGAGUCUUCAUCCAAGCGGAACUUUCAUCAACUUAAAGGACAGAAAAUUGCCAUUCAAAAUGAGGAAAGGAUUCGUUUUCCUGUGCCUGGUGUUAACAAUUGCAUUCAGUAGAGCAGAAGAAGUAAGUGAGAGUACAUCCGAGAGUACAUCUGAGAGUACACCUGAGAGUUCAUCUGCAAGUUCAGUCUCAGAUAGCAGUUCAAGUGAAUCCACAGAAAGUACCUCACCUAGUUCAACUACUUCAGGUCAGUCUGAACCAGACGAUUACCAGGAUCAAUGUUUGGAUCUUGGUGCAUAUGUUCGUUUCAAAUACGACAGCGACUGUAAAAAAUACGUUGAGUGUUUACCCCAAGGAAAGUGGAAUGUAACUACUUGUCCUCUUGGUUUGGCUUACGAUCCAGACACAGAAAGUUGCACCUGGACGAGCGAUGUGGACGGUUGUAGCGGAGCUGGUGAAUCAGAUACUGAAAGCAAUCCUACAAAUGAUUGCGAUCCACCAAAUGGCCAAUGCGACAGCGGAUCAGAAGAUUGGGAUCGUAUGCGUCAGGAAUGUGUUCCGAAAGGUACAGUUGUUUGUGAAAAAGAUGAAUCUAUGCCAAAAUGUUCUCUUGAUAAAGCGUACAAAGAAAAAUUCAUAGCCGAUAAAGCAGAUUGUGCCAGCUAUUAUUACUGUUCCGACGACGACAAACGUUAUAAAGGCUCUUGCACUGAAGGAUAUUACUUUGAUCCUGCAAGACAAAUGUGUGUAUACAAGAGCUCGCUGGCCCAAUGCAAGCCAAUCAAAACAUCAUCGUCGUCCACAUCAACCCCUACAGCAAUCGACUGGGACACCGUGUGCAAUGGAGUUAAAAGCAAGUUUAUCCCGGAUCCUAGGUUAUGCAAUGCCUACAUUUAUUGCAAUGGUGAUGGGACUCCACGCCAAGACUUUUGCCCCACAGGAACGUACUUCAACAACGGAAGCUGCACUAAGACCAAACCCAGCUCAUGCACUUGCGAAAGCUUCUUGACAAGUGAUGCGGCGAAAAAAUAUGAAGAAUAUGCUCCUGAUACUGACAAGAGCAAAUACUACCUCUGCAAAAAUGGUGACCGUAUAUUAGAGGAUUGUGGUGCAAAUUCACACUACGACCUGACUUCCAAGAGCUGUACAGCUUAAAAAUUCCAUGCAAAAUUUUUCGAAAGAAAGUUAUUAAAUAAAUAAAAUUUGCA